AUGUCGAUGUGUUUUACUGGUGAAGACAGUAGCACCAGUUUAAGUAGUUUUGAACUGGAAUUACUGUACCGUAGCGUAUCGCCAUUAUCACUCACUGCUUCUGCUCGUCCACGUAAAAGUAUUAACAAUUUCUUUGCAGCGUUUAAAGACUACGAUAAGGAUUUCCCCCCAUUGGUCAGGCCGCAGUCAUCAUUACCACCUGAUGGCAAGAAGAAAGAUGUUGGACGGAGAUCUGGAAAAGGAAGAAGAAGUAUUCCGGUCGGAUGGAGUCUUUCGGAGAUAUCAGGUGUAGAGAAGAGGCCAAGAGGAAUUUAUAGAGGAGCGUGGAGAAAGAAGGGACUAUUAAUAAAUGGAGGAAGCGGACGACCUAAGGAUCAUGCAAGCAAUGAAACGCCCAGCAGUCACCCGAAGCCGACGCCGAUGUGCAUGGACAUCAACAAGCCGGUCGUCAAGGCGACGGAGCCGGUGGUGGCGCCGAGGUUAACUGGUCUCGACAAUCUAGGGAACACUUGCUUUAUGAACAGUGUGCUGCAGGCGCUGUCGAACACACGAGAGUUUCACGAUCACUUCCUAGAGGGAAGGUUCCAGAACGAGAUUAACACGGAGAACCCGCUUGGCACAGGAGGCAAGCUGGCCGUCGCGUUCGCUGUGCUGGUCAAGGUUCUAUGGUCCGGCACUCACCGCUCCUACCCUCCAUCGAAACUAUUAA
Priapulus caudatus is the source of this 709-nucleotide messenger RNA. RefSeq lists its product as uncharacterized. The annotation marks the transcript as partial. The record is from RefSeq and is a predicted model, not a curated record. The transcript is spliced from 9 exons. NCBI's taxonomy places the organism in Eukaryota, Metazoa, Priapulida, Priapulimorpha, Priapulimorphida, Priapulidae. Gene Ontology annotation, molecular function: cysteine-type deubiquitinase activity. Gene Ontology annotation, biological process: protein deubiquitination.